AUGAGCUCUUGUUUAGAAGAAAAACAUAGUCGAAUCUUCGUUACCGGUCCAAUCAUCGUCGGUGCCGGUCCAUCCGGUUUAUCCGUAGCCGCUUGUUUAUCAAACCGAGGCGUGCCAUCGGUUAUACUCGAGAGAACCGAUUGUUUAGCUUCUUUAUGGCAAAAACGUACCUACGACCGUCUUAAACUCCAUCUCCCUAAACACUUCUGCGAGCUUCCUCUCAUGAAAUUCCCUAAAAACUUCCCAAGAUACCCCUCCAAGCAACAGUUCAUCUCCUACGUUGAGUCUUAUGCUGCCCGGUUUAAUAUCAAACCGGUAUUUAACCAAACCGUUGAGAAAGCCGAGUUCGAUGUCGCCACUGGUCUAUGGACUGUGAAGACGCAAGACGCUGUGUACUCAUCCACGUGGCUCGUAGUGGCAACGGGGGAAAACGCUGAACCGGUGAUACCGGAUAUACCUGGUUUGAAGAAGUUUACUGGACCGGUUGUUCACACUAGUGCGUACAAGUCCGGUUCGGAGUUUGCUAACCGGAAGGUUUUGGUGGUUGGUUGUGGAAAUUCCGGUAUGGAGGUGUGCUUGGAUCUUUGUAGAUACAAUGCUCUGCCUCAUAUGGUCGUUAGAAACUCGGUACAUGUAUUACCAAGAGAUUGUUUUGGUCUAUCGAGUUUUGGAAUAGCAAUGACACUAUUGAAAUGGUUUCCUCUAAAGCUGGUGGACAAUUUGCUCCUACUUCUUGCUAAAUUUUCGUUGGGCAAUACCGACCGGUUAGGCCUCCGUCGACCUAAAACCGGACCUAUUGAGCUUAAAAAUGUAACCGGGAAAACUCCGGUUCUUGAUGUCGGCGCCAUAGCUUUGAUACAGUCCGGUCAAAUUAGAGUGACGCAAGCGGUGAAAGAAAUAACGAGAAAAGGAGCAAAGUUUGUGGACGGGCAAGAAAUGGAGUUCGACUCGAUAAUACUAGCGACCGGGUAUAAGAGUAAUGUGCCCGAUUGGCUCAAGGACAAUAGUUUUUUCACAAAGGAAGGAAUGCCUAAAACGCCGUUUCCAAACGGAUGGAAAGGAGAGAAUGGGCUUUACACGGUGGGUUUCACGAGAAGAGGGCUCUUGGGAACGGCCUUUGACGCCGUCAAGAUCGCGGAGGAUAUAACAGAACAGUGGAUGAAAAUGAAUGGUCCGUUGGGUAGUAGUAAUAUCUGUAGUUCCCCCCAUAUUAUUCACUUUCAGUUCAACAAAUCAUAAUAAAUCUAUUUUAUUUUGUUCUUGUACGCAUUUUCAUAAAAUUAAAUUGCAAUUUUUUUAU
Molecule: messenger RNA, 1300 nt
Organism: Eruca vesicaria subsp. sativa (arugula)
Lineage: Eukaryota; Viridiplantae; Streptophyta; Magnoliopsida; Brassicales; Brassicaceae
Source: the annotation of a GenBank genome assembly